GUUAUGUAUCAAGUUAAUAAUAAGUAUUUAAUAAAAAAUAUUAAUAUUUAAUAAAGAAUUAUUUUACUUUUAAUUUAUUAUUCUUUAUGUUCUUUAAAUUUGUUUCUGUAUUUGAUUCAAAAUUUAGCGCUUCAAUAUGGUCGUCGCUUCAGGUAAUCGCUAUGAUUGGUCGGCUUUUUUAUGGUGCGCGAACCGAGUUAAAAUUGAGCCCGACUUUGGCGAGACCUUGUUACUUGGAUCAUGGCUGAAACUGUUGAAACCAUCAUACAAACGGGUUGUACAGUCUACUCAAAGUGCAUCAACCAACACAAUAUUUCAAUUAAAAAUUUUCAAUAUAUACAACUACGCCAGUAUUUUACUUAUCAAGAAUUGACCUGAUUAACUCGAAGCCAUAAAAAACAAAGAAGAAGAAGAAGACACCUUGUAUACUUUGUAUACAAAAGUCAUAAGAAGAAGAAGAAGAAGAUAGAAAAACUAACUAAAUAUAGAUAUUAUUUUUCAAAUAUACUAUAAUAUAUUACAUCUAUAAUCAACAUGGAAUCAAAAAUUGGAGCAGAAAGGCAAAAUAUAAUUUUUCAUCCUAUAAUUUCGUCAAUUCAAAAAAUUGCUCUUUAUGAAACAAAGUCUCGUUUUUAUUUGAUGGGAUCUAAUAAUUUAUUGACAAGAUUUCGGGUCCUUAAAAUUGAUCGUCUUGAGCCAAGGGAAUUAAUUGUCACCGAUGACAAAAUAGAAUAUACACAAGAAGAAAUUAGAGACUUAGUGAAUAUGAUAGAUAUGGGUAAUCGAAAUCGUGAAAAACGAGGAAGCACUGGAGGUGUUGCUCGAGUUGUUUCAGCAUUUGGAAUUGUUGGUUUUGUUCGAUUCUUGGAGGGCUAUUAUAUAAUUUUGGUCACUAAACGUCGUAAAGUUGGUGUAAUUGGACAUCAUACUAUUUACAAAAUCGAGGAUACUUCCAUGAUAUACAUACCAAAUGAUUCUGUACGAAUAUUUCAUCCCGAUGAGCAACGUUACGUGAAAAUGUUUCAGAGCAUCGAUCUCAGUAGUAAUUUUUACUUCAGCUAUUCCUACGAUUUAACUCACACUUUACAAUCAAAUAUGGCACCACCAAAGCAUAUUAAACUCGACAUUCCUGAUGAGAAAAUCGACAACAAAAAGAAUGACGACAACAUUGAAAGUUUCGAUGAUUUCUACAAUAUGUGGAGUUGCAGAAAGAGUUGGCAAAAAAAUGGUUAUGGAGAAAGAUAUAUCGAUUAUGGAGUUAGAAGUAAUCCACAUCGACGUUUUGUAUGGAAUUCGCAUUUACUCUCACCAGUUGAAAGAGAAUUACAUAGAGAUUGGAUUUUAUACGUGAUUCAUGGAUUUAUCGGUCAGUCUAAUGUCAGUGUUUUUGGUAGAUCAUUGUACAUAACAAUAAUCGCAAGAAGAAGUAAUAAAUACGCAGGCACGAGAUUCUUAAAGCGAGGGUCAAAUUUUGAUGGAGAUGUGGCUAAUGAAGUAGAGACCGAGCAAAUAGUUCACGAUUCAUGUGUCAGUUGUCUAAGUAAUGGAAGAUUUAGUUCUUUUGUUCAAAUGCGUGGAUCUGUACCAAGUCAUUGGAGUCAAGACGUCAGUAAAAUGGUUCCAAAACCAACAAUAACUUGUGAUUUAGCCGAUCCAUUUGCUGAAACUGCUGGUGCACAUUUUAAUCAACUAUUGAAACGUUAUGGAUCGCCGAUUAUCAUACUGAAUCUUGUUAAAAAGCGGGAAAAGAAGAAACACGAGAGCACUUUGAGUGAAGAAUUAAGUACGGCUGUGAAAUAUCUCAAUCAAUUCCUAUCACCGGAACAUCAUAUUCAAUAUAUUAGUUUCGAUAUGGCGAGAAAAAAUAAAGGGAAAGAGGCCAACGUGAUGGGUCGUCUGGCAAACAUUGCAAAUAAUGCUGUUUUAAAAACUGGUAUAUUCCAAUCGCACAAAACAUUUUAUAAUCAACGAAAUAUUCGUAAUUUUGCCAAUAAUCCAAAAAAAAUGCACAAAACGGAAUCAACAUCAAUGUGCUCAUCUGUAUUGAAUGAUACAAAAUUAUCAAAUGAUUGGAGUAGUAAACAGCCAUUUGUUACUCAUUUAAAUUAUGAUCAUGUGAAAAUGACACAAGGAAAUUAUGAUAAUUCGAAAGAAUCGACGAGUUUAAAUGAUAAAGUUAGAGAUUGCUUUGCAUGGGGUGGAGCACUGCAGACAGGAAUAAUAAGAACUAAUUGCGUCGAUUGUUUGGAUAGAACGAAUACAGCACAAUUUGCAAUCGGAAAAUGUGCCCUUGGCUAUCAAUUGUGUGCUUUAGGAAUCUUACAAACACCAAAAUUGGAAUUCGAUUCCGAUUGUGUGAGAAUGCUAGAGGAACUCUACGAGGAUCAUGGCGAUACUUUAGCACUGCAAUACGGCGGUUCACAAUUGGUUCAUCGAAUCAAGACUUAUCGUAAAACUGCUCCAUGGACUAGUCAAGGAAAUGAUAUUAUGCAAACUUUGAGCAGGUAUUACAGUAAUACUUUCAGUGAUCAAGAAAAGCAGCACACGAUUAAUUUAUUUUUAGGUUUAUUCAUUCCGGAGGAAGGUAAAACACCAAUUUGGGAAUUGCUGACCGAUUAUUAUUUUCAUCAUAAGCCAGCUUGCAAAUAUGUGAGAAAAACAAGAUUACUGACACAAUGGUGUGACAGAAAUGUACUCAAGUGUCUACCUUACGCAUUGGAAGAAAUGACGAAAACAUGUUCCGAAAUUAUUCAAGUUCAACACUCCCAAGAGGAAAUGAUCGACAUUUACUACGAUUAUUAUCGUCCCCAUGAACUGUCAGUACUUGCGGAAGUUUAUGCCUACAAAGUGAGUCAUUCGGUUCGUGAUUUCAUGCCGAAUUUCACGACAAAUUUCAGUCCGUUUGCAGUUCGUGUACGUCCCGGUAGAAGACGAGAGGAAACUGGAAACAAAAAUAUAAAUAUGAAAAAUCCAUCGUUAACUGGUCAGAGCAGCACCGGAAGUACUGCAUCCAGUGCUAGUUCAAGUAUCGAUACAAGUUCAGACGAUGAUGAAAGUCAUCAAAUGCUCGAUUCGUCUUUGAGCAUUUCUAAACACAGUUCAGAUAUGAUUUCAUUUGAAUGCUUAUUUCCAUCAAUGAAAGAGGUGUAUGGUACACAGCCAGAGAAUCCAAAGAGAAAUGAUAUCUUUCUUUAUAAAAGAUACGUUGUGAUUGGAAGAAAUGCAACGCGACCUAUGGAUCAUUCAAUAAUACGCUCGAAAUUAGUGCAGCAAGCGACAUUUCCAAAUCAUCUGCCUGUUAAAACUGAAUUGCCAAAAGUCACCGACACGAGUGUCAGUAUUUAUGAACAGUAUGUUAAAAGAGGAAAAGUUGGUGGUUCAGUGCCGAGACCAAAUGAUAUGACACUCUAUGAGAAAUAUGCCCAUCAACAGCAACUACUUUUAGGAAAUAUUUCCUGCUGAUUCAUCUUUUUCAAAUCAUAUUAUAUCAAUUUUAAUCAAGAGAAAAUCUUACACUGUUUGUAAAUAUUAUUGUAAUUUCAAGGGUUGCCAUGGGUCAAAGAAGUCAGGAGAAUCAGAGAAAUUUUUAGGAAUUUUAUCAAAAUUACAAAAAAAAGUAUCAAAUCGAGAAUUUGUAAAAAAUUCUGGUUUUUGUUUUUUCAAGAAACAUUUUAAAGUUUUUUUCAGUAAGUAUUUGCAUUUUAGGAAAUAGCUUUCUUCAAGUUAAUUAUUAUAAUUAUUUUAGAGAAGAUUUUAAAUAAAAAUAGUUGCAAUUUUCGUAAUUAAAUAUCAAAAAGUUUUAAACUAAAGUUUUCGAAAAUUUUAAUUAU
Molecule: messenger RNA, 3830 nt
Organism: Leptopilina heterotoma
Lineage: Eukaryota; Metazoa; Arthropoda; Insecta; Hymenoptera; Figitidae
Gene: FIG4
Product: polyphosphoinositide phosphatase
Exons: 11
Coding region: 535-3462 (975 amino acids)
Biological process (GO): phosphatidylinositol dephosphorylation
Cellular component (GO): intracellular membrane-bounded organelle
Molecular function (GO): phosphatidylinositol-3,5-bisphosphate 5-phosphatase activity
Source: RefSeq, a predicted model, not a curated record